Molecule: messenger RNA, 444 nt
Organism: Saprolegnia parasitica CBS 223.65
Lineage: Eukaryota; Oomycota; Saprolegniomycetes; Saprolegniales; Saprolegniaceae
Exons: 5
Coding region: 50-361 (103 amino acids)
Source: RefSeq, a predicted model, not a curated record
CCGGAUACAGCUGGUGGCACAGUAUCCGGACAAUUGGGAACCGACGGCCAUGGACCAGAUCGCGCAGCUCCAGGAGGACAUCCACAAGCUCAAGAAGGUCGUCGAUGGCAUCUUCGAGAAGAUCGACUCGGACAAGUGCAGCGCGGCCGAUGUCUAUGCCGAUAAGGACAAGGCCAUCGAGAUGAUCAACCGCCUCUGUACCAAGAUGGGCGAAUCCGACAUGCUCGACCUCACCACGUCGCCCGCCAAGGACAUUGGCGCCGACGUCGUCCAGGAACUAAAGGAGAAGAUCACCAAGCUCCAGAGCGAGCGCAUGAGCCUGCACCGGCGAACGGAGGCGUGCGUCAAGGGCCUUUUUUAGCUUACUAGCAACACUACCACCACCAACAACUUGUCUAUGUCGAGUGGCCCGCGCAAUUGACCUCGUCUUCGCCCCGGUUCGAG